AUGUGCCCAGGUCGUGUGAUAAGCAAGCUGCUCUGCUCCGGGGAGAAGGAGGUUGACCUGGCAGUGCAGAGUGCCAAAGCUGCCUUUCAAAUCUGGGGCCAGAUGUCGGGCAUGGAGAGGAGCAGGGUGUUGCUGGAGGCUGCCAGAAUCAUUCGGGAGCAGAGAGAUGAAAUUGCCACCUUGGAAACCAUCAACAAUGGGAAAUCCAUCUUUGAAGCCAGAGUGGACAUUGAUGUGUCCUGGCAGUGCCUGGAGUAUUAUGCAGGACUGGCAGGAUCUCUUGCUGGUGAACACAUCCAACUUCCUGGAGGAUCCUUUGGGUACACUCGGAGAGAGCCCCUUGGGGUGUGUGUUGGGAUUGGAGCCUGGAAUUACCCUUUCCAGACUGCCUUAUGGAAGGCUGCCCCAGCCCUGGCUUGUGGCAAUGCGAUGGUCUACAAGCCCUCUCCCUUCACCCCACUUUCAGUGGUGAGGUUGGCAGAGAUCUUCACAGAGGCUGGUGUACCCAAGGGGCUCUUCAAUGUGGUGCAGGGUGGGGCAGCCACAGGCCAGCUCCUCUGUCAUCACCCAGAUGUGGCCAAAAUCUCUUUUACUGGCAGUGUGCCAACUGGCAUCAAGAUCAUGGAGAUGGCAUCUAAAGGGAUCAAACCAGUUACCCUGGAAUUGGGGGGCAAAUCCCCCCUUAUCAUCUUUUCUGACUGUGACUUUGAGAAUGCUGUGAAGGGAGCCCUGAUGGCAAACUUCCUCACGCAGGGCGAGGUGUGCUGCAAUGGCACACGUGUGUUUGUGGAGAGGAAGAUCCUGGAUGCCUUCACAAAGGAGGUGGUGAAACGCACCCAGAAGAUCAGGAUCGGGGACCCGCUCCUGGAGGACACGCGGAUGGGAGCCCUGAUCAACCGGCCCCACCUGGAGCGUGUCCAGGGCUUUAUCAAGCAGGCAAAGGAGCAGGGGGCAAAGGUGCUGUGUGGUGGGGACCUGUUUGUGCCAGAUGACCCGAAGCUAAAGAAUGGCUACUACAUGCAACCCUGUGUGUUAGGGAACUGCACGGAUGACAUGACCUGUGUGAAGGAAGAGAUCUUUGGGCCUGUCAUGUCCAUUCUGCCGUUUGACACAGAGGAGGAGGCUGUGGAGAGAGCCAACACCACCAAAUAUGGCCUGGCAGGUGGUGUCUUUACCAGGGAUAUCCAGAAGGCUCAUAGGGUGGUGGCUGCUCUCAAGGCUGGGAUGUGCUUCAUUAACAACUACAACGUCAGCCCUGUGGAGCUGCCUUUUGGAGGAUACAAGGCAUCAGGAUUUGGCAGGGAGAACGGGCGGGCAGCCAUAGAGUGCUACUCACAGCUGAAAACUGUCUGUGUGGAGAUGGGGGAUGUGGAAUCUGUGUUUUAGUGGCUCUUUCAGGAGCAUCAGCUAGUUGUUGCCUGUCAGCCAGAGAUGUGGAUCAUUUACACAGCAAUAAAGUGCUCUGAAAUUGUAAGUGCCUGCAGGGGAGCAUUGCUGAAGCAGCAUUUAUCCACCCUGCUCCUGCAAGGGGAAAUGUACACACGAGGCUUAGGCUGGGGCCUGCUCUG
Chaetura pelagica (chimney swift) is the source of this 1568-nucleotide messenger RNA. It is a transcript of the gene ALDH9A1, whose product is annotated as aldehyde dehydrogenase 9 family, member A1. The transcript has 10 exons. The record is from RefSeq and is a predicted model, not a curated record. Gene Ontology annotation, molecular function: aminobutyraldehyde dehydrogenase (NAD+) activity; 4-trimethylammoniobutyraldehyde dehydrogenase (NAD+) activity. The coding region runs from base 1 to 1386 and encodes 461 amino acids. Lineage: Eukaryota; Metazoa; Chordata; Aves; Apodiformes; Apodidae.